Messenger RNA from Lobosporangium transversale, 315 nucleotides. RefSeq lists its product as hypothetical. Lineage: Eukaryota; Fungi; Mortierellomycota; Mortierellomycetes; Mortierellales; Mortierellaceae. Bases 1 to 315 code for a protein of 104 amino acids. The record is from RefSeq and is a predicted model, not a curated record. The transcript is spliced from 2 exons.
AUGCUCGGCAAAACGGAAGUAGAAGAGCUCGCUCUGACCGCCUGUUGUCAACCCAUUCGAGCACCAUCCAUAGCUCCCGUCAUAUCAGGGCUUGCUUUCACAGCAGAUAAUGAUGGAUAUCUCACGAUGAUAAAGAAUGAGAAAAGAUUCAAGAGUGGGCAAAAUGCUCCAUAUCUACCGCCAAAGAAACAAGGGCAGCUGCAGGUGGGACAUUCAUUGCCCCUCUUGUCGAACAAUAGGCCUCAGUCUUCACUAGCGUUCGACUACGCUAUCCAAAAAAAUAAAAAAUGGAGGUAUAACAAGAGUAGUGCCUAA